This is a messenger RNA of Clonostachys byssicola, 222 nucleotides long. NCBI's taxonomy places the organism in Eukaryota, Fungi, Ascomycota, Sordariomycetes, Hypocreales, Bionectriaceae. The record is from the annotation of a GenBank genome assembly.
AUGCCUAUUACUUUCGACGACAAACACGGCGGCCGUGUGCCUGUUGCUCGCCAGAAUGAGGCGAUGAAGGUGCUGAAGAAAGCUGUCAGCGCUAAAGAUCUCGCUAAGUGGCCUUACUGCCACAUCAGCUUCGGUGACGGCGGUUCAUUUACCUACCGCUGCUUCUCAAGCGCCCAGAAAAAGAUCGGUCAGCAAGGUCCUGCAGGCGCGGGCAAGAUUUGA